Molecule: messenger RNA, 2034 nt
Organism: Scophthalmus maximus (turbot)
Lineage: Eukaryota; Metazoa; Chordata; Actinopteri; Pleuronectiformes; Scophthalmidae
Product: 4-galactosyl-N-acetylglucosaminide 3-alpha-L-fucosyltransferase 9
Exons: 4
Coding region: 486-1562 (358 amino acids)
Cellular component (GO): membrane
Molecular function (GO): alpha-(1->3)-fucosyltransferase activity
Source: RefSeq, a predicted model, not a curated record
CGUGAGGGUCUCAGCGCGAGUGGAGGGAAGGGGAAGUGACCGCAGCGCGCGCCUGUGUGGGUCGUGUUCGCCCGUCCAAGCCCCACCUGUGAGGAUUUGCGCUUCUCUUCACAUUUCUCCAAGACCUUACAACCGAGUCACAUCGACAUUGAAGAGGCACUUUCGGCACCCGAUGCGCUGAGAUGGGAAAACUCAAGAGAAUCCGGUGCCAGAAAAGCAGUUCUGAGCUAAGUUAGAUCGACUCUUGAUUAUUUUCACACGGAGUCCGAAUUGUAAAAAGCCAUCAUCAAAGGAGCUCCAGGGAGACAUAUCCGGAUGAAGGAAAAGGUUUAAUGUGCUAAAUGUCAGAUAAGGUCCAUAAUUUUAGGAUUUCGGCUCAGCAACGGGAUGACGAGGGGGCCGUGCCGGCGGAAAGGUUGCUGGCGGUGACUGUGAAGCUGUGACAUCACAUUUCAGCGGAAGACCUGACGCCUUGUUAAAAAAAAAUGACAGCUGCUUUAAAUAAAACGUUGUGCCUGGGAAUGCUAGCUGCUCUUGGCCUGACCUGCUCUGUUAUUGCCUUCUUUCUGUAUUUUGAGCCACCAUCCUCUUUUUGUCCAUCUACAUCGGCUGAGGAAAAAACCAAAGACUCUGUUGAAAAGCCCAUAGUCCUGCUGUGGUUCUGGCCUCUUGGUGUGAGGUUUGAUUUCAAAGUCUGCUCAAGCUACUUCAAUAUUGACAGCUGCAUACUGACUGAUGACAGAUCCACGUACAGCAAAGCAGAAGGAGUCAUUUUCUACCACAAAGAAAUAUCCUGGAAUUUGAACAACCUGCCUCAGGGUCCUCGUCCAACUUUUCAGAAGUGGAUUUGGUACAAUGUGGAAUCUCCCACAAACACAGCAAGGAAAGCAGGUUUAGAUAACCUGUUCAACUUAACACUGAGCUACAGACGAGAUUCUGGCAUUGUGGUAAGGAAUGAGGUGACGAUCAAGAAACCAGAGAUGAAGGACGACUUAGUUCUGCCAAAGAAAGACAAACUGGUUUGUUGGAUUGUCAGUAACAACAACCCAUCUACUGGAACAGCUACGAGAGCGAAAUAUUACCGCGAACUGUCCCAACACAUGAAGAUCGAAGUCUUUGGUGCUGCUUUUACUGGGCACCAGUUAAAAUAUGAAGACUAUUACUCAACCCUAGGUAGUUGUAAGUUUUACCUCUCAUUUGAGAACUCGCUCCACAAAGACUACUUCGUAGAGAAGGUGAACGGGCCCCUCGUAGCAGGGGCGGUCCCUGUGGUUAUGGGUCCACCAAGAGAGAACUACGAGCAGUUCCUUCCCAAUGGCUCCUUCAUUCACGUUGAUGAUUUCCCUGAUGCAAAAUCACUCGCAGAGUUUCUGCAACACCUGGACAAGGACGAUGAAGCGUACAUGAGUUACUUUGAGUGGAGAAAGUACUACAAAGUCACUCCUCAUCUUUUGUCAACGAGCAAUGAAUUCAUUCAUCCCAUCUGCCUCGCCUGUGACCACAUAUCAAGAGACAAAAGUUACCAUGUUGUUAAUGACCUUUAUGGAUGGUUCUUUACAUGAAAACUACAGUGAGAACAUCAUCAGACAGUGGCUAUUAGAAAAUGAAGAAACUUAAUACUUCGGGAUUCUGUGCCAUCGAUAGAACAGAUGAAGACCAAAACUGGGGUUUGGUCUAAUUGUUUUGCUUUACUGUAGACCAAAUAAUGAAUUAGUUUAUCAAAAUUAUUGACAAAAUAACCUCUUGUAAAGUAAUUAUUAGUUGGAUCACUGCAAGUACAGAAAGAGUGUGCAUUUGUGAGUGGAACUUUUAUGUAACUGAUGCUGAAGAAGAUGGAUUUUGCUGCAAAUGUACUGGGUUCAAAUGUCACUGUCACUGCGUUGUAAUGAAUAUAAUAUCUAGACAAAUAAGUUUACAUGUUUGAUUCUGCCAAAUGUCCAUUACGAAUUUCAUUGUGUUGAAUUAUUCAUUAAGUUUAAUGAUUAUUUGACUUUUGUUUCACUUUGAGAUGAAAAUAAAAGGUUUUGUCUGAGA